Phialemonium atrogriseum is the source of this 1180-nucleotide messenger RNA. Its product is annotated as protein CAP22. The record is from RefSeq and is a predicted model, not a curated record. Lineage: Eukaryota; Fungi; Ascomycota; Sordariomycetes; Cephalothecales; Cephalothecaceae. Bases 323 to 1075 code for a protein of 250 amino acids. The transcript has 2 exons.
CAAGCAACCCUUCGCCUCCAUAUGAACUCAUCAUUACCCACUCCGUACAAUGGUGGAUCCCCCACAAACGCCCCCUUCACGCGACAGGUUGAAGCUGGGGCUGGAUUGACAGCUGCAUGAUCAAGUUUUGCAGGUUUCGAAAGCUUGGAUUUCUUGGCUUCGGAUGAGGGUUGUUGAUAAAAAGAGCGAGGGCUGCCCCCUCCCAGGUUUGGUCAAUCAAUCGAGUUGAGUUGACAAACUUCGUAGCUGGCACCCCAUUCCCGAGAUAAUUGGCAAAAGCAAAGCCUACGACCCCAAUUAAUAAUACAUACCGACAGCAAAUAUGCACUCCACCAGCUUCCCCCGCGCCCUCGCCCUCGCGACCCUCCUCGCCACGGCGGCCGUCGUCCGCGCCGACAUGGAGCUAGACUCGGACGACAUCCCGCGGGCCUGCGCCGACAUCUGCUCGCCGAUCCGCCAGCUGACACGCACCUGCGACGUCGACGACGACCACGUGCCGUCGGACCGCACCGAGGACCUGCUGGAGGCGCAGUGCAUCUGCACAAACGACAGCUUCGAUGUCGCCUCCAUCGCCGCCCUGUGCGCCAGCUGCAUCGAGCAGAACGCCCGACCGGGCGAUAGGGAUGACGACAUGGAUGACAUCGACGCCAUUAUGAGGACCUGCGGCUUCAGCAGCACCUCGUACGCGCCCUCGGCGUCAACGGCCGCGCAGGACGUCACCGUCGUCGCCACCCGGCCGUCGGAAUCCAGCCAGCUGACGACCACCGUGACGGGUGGUGGCAGAGGCGGCGGCGGCGGCGGCGGCGGCGGUGGCGGUUCGUCCAAUUCCCCUUCCCCUACCGCAACCGGGAGCGGCGGAGGGUCGGGCGGCUCGGUGACCACCAUUACGUCCGGCAGCACGACCGUGACUACUAGCAGUGGCGGUACUGCGACCAGCGGGAGUGGUGGUGGGACCACGCCGAGUGGCACCGGGAACGCGGCGCCGGGUGUGGCUCCUCCGUCCGGGGGUUUCGGUGGUCUUGCUGGACUAUAUCUCGCUGGCAUGUUCCUGGUCGGGGCUAUGGCGGUCUUCUGAUUUGCUCGAGAACAUGACUUGGCUUUUGAGAGCUGUGAAGGUGAACAGGUUAGAUGGCUUAUGAUCACUACUAGUCUUUUGCGUCGAAGGGCGAACGCUGCAGUU